AUCAAAGACCUUUACUAUAAAAACGCUACAUCUUGCUUUGCGCGUCUCUUUCUUUUCACCCGAGCCGACGAACGAACGAACGAACGAACGAACUCAAAGCUUUUGCAGACAGAUCUUCGUUUGAUCACCGGCGCAAUCGCAACAAUGGCGGAGAAGGCAGUCACGAUCCGAACCCGUAAAUUCAUGACCAACAGACUUCUCUCAAGGAAGCAGUUCGUUAUUGAUGUUCUUCACCCUGGAAGAGCCAAUGUUUCAAAGGCUGAGCUGAAGGAGAAGCUAGCAAGGAUGUACGAGGUCAAGGACCCAAAUGCCAUCUUUGUUUUCAAAUUCAGAACCCACUUUGGAGGUGGUAAAUCUUCAGGGUUUGGUUUGAUCUAUGACAAUGUCGAGAGCGCUAAGAAGUUCGAACCCAAGUACAGACUUAUCAGGAAUGGUCUUGACACCAAGAUCGAGAAAUCAAGGAAACAAAUUAAGGAAAGGAAGAACCGCGCCAAGAAGAUCCGUGGUGUUAAGAAGACCAAGGCUGGGGAUCCCAAGAAAGAAGUGAGAGAUCACAAGACAGCAUCAACCAUUUUCUGUUUUUCGUAAUCAACUUUUAUGUUAUCUUAAAGUUCUUUGUUUGUUGUUAGAUAUUUUCUGCAACUUGACAUUUAAACUUACUCGGAAGGUUUUGUUCAAUACUAGCUCUUCUCACCG
Brassica napus (rape) is the source of this 696-nucleotide messenger RNA. RefSeq names its product 40S ribosomal protein S24-1-like. The transcript has 5 exons. Bases 145 to 588 code for a protein of 147 amino acids. Gene Ontology annotation, biological process: translation. Gene Ontology annotation, cellular component: ribosome. Gene Ontology annotation, molecular function: structural constituent of ribosome. Lineage: Eukaryota; Viridiplantae; Streptophyta; Magnoliopsida; Brassicales; Brassicaceae. The record is from RefSeq and is a predicted model, not a curated record.